AGCGCCAUGGUGGAACCGCCCUGCGCGAUGCAAGCGGGCGGCUUUGACUCCUCUGACGAAGACGCCGCUGAGGAGGACCCGAGGCCGCUCCCGAUCUCCUGGUUGUCUUUGUCUCCUGUCUACUCUUCUGAGUUCCUGGGAUUAUGUUCCCUUCCGGGUUGCAGGUUUAAGGAUGUUAGAAGAAAUCUUCAGAAAGAUAUAGAAGAACUAAAGAACUAUGGGACCCAGGAUAUAUUUGUGCUUUGUACCAGAGGAGAGCUCUCAAAAUACCGAGUACCGAACCUUAUAGACACCUACCAACAGCAUGGGAUCUGUGUGCACCACUAUCCUAUUCCUGAUGGGGACGCUCCUGACAUUGCCAAGUGCUGCAAAAUUCUGGAAGAGCUCAGAAGCUGCCUGGAAAGUAACCGGAAAACAAUCAUACACUGUUACGGUGGCCUCGGACGCUCAUGUCUCAUAGCUGCGUGUCUCCUGCUUCAGCUUUCGGAUGUGCUGGCACCUCAGCAGGCGAUAGACAGCCUCAGAAACUUGAGAGGAUCUGGGGCAAUACAGACCAUCAAGCAAUACAAUUACCUCCAUGACUUUCGAGAGAACCUAGCUGCAUAUCUGGCAACAAAGGAUACGAUAUUAAGAUCGGUAUCGCGAUAACCAAUACUGGCAUGGUGUAUCUUUGUCUACGUGGCUGCGGCAGACACCUGGCCAAGAUGUCUCACUCCUGACCAUCACAGUUUCUCAUCGCUGCUGCCUGUGUGACACAGCUGCUUGCUUCCACAUCUACGUGUAAAAUGUUAGGGCGGGGGAAGGAAAUCCUACAGAACGUACAGCAUCUUCCUCUGUUUGGCAGUCUUUUGUACUCACUGCCUUAAAAAUACGUGGAAGUGUAUUUGUGUUUAUUACUGCUCUGCUGGUGGCCUGCAUGCUUAAUGAGUUUGUUUUCAAUAGAAUAAUGACUCUUACACAGUGUCUACCUCGCAUUUAACAUCGCUUGGUACCGUGAGCGUCUGCUGCCAUUGAACUGGUAUGCUGAUUAUUUCAUGCUGACAUCUUAUGGGCUCCUUCAGUGAAGUUACUGAGUGGAAGGGAGGUCUGGCUGUCAAAGCAGCGACUGCAUUUCA
Grus americana (Whooping crane) is the source of this 1115-nucleotide messenger RNA. RefSeq names its product cyclin dependent kinase inhibitor 3 (gene CDKN3). Gene Ontology annotation, molecular function: protein tyrosine phosphatase activity. The transcript is spliced from 8 exons. The record is from RefSeq and is a predicted model, not a curated record. The coding region runs from base 7 to 648 and encodes 213 amino acids. Lineage: Eukaryota; Metazoa; Chordata; Aves; Gruiformes; Gruidae. Gene Ontology annotation, biological process: protein dephosphorylation. Gene Ontology annotation, cellular component: nucleus.